AAUCUUAUAAUAUAAAGUUUUAUAUAUACAUAAAAGAACUUGGAUUUCGAUACUCUUGAUGAUAAUCCAAUAAUGAAAGGGAAAGGCACAAUAGAGAAAGAGAACAGUCUUUUAUGGCUGGUGAAGGCUCCUUUCCGGUUAUUGAUCCUGGCACGUGACGCCUACAUCCGUAGCAUCACGUCAUGCUCCGGCGUCGGAAUCCUUACCGCCGGUGGAUCCUCUGGUUUUGGUCAACUCGCCGGAAACUUCCAAAUCCCCGAAGCACCUAGCACAGCACUCCCCCGGUGCUUUACCUUGACGUCCACGGCAGAUGAUCAAGGCUGUCCGAGACAACCUGAGAUGGCAAUGAGACAAUCGGUGUGGUUGGAUCAUCGGAGGAACUAUAGAUGCGUCGUUGUGAUGCGAAGAAUCGAUGAGGAGAUUCCUUUUGAUGAUGAGUUUCAAGAAGAAGAAUCAUUUCUUGAUUAUGGUAAAUACUAAAUUCUUACAGAAAACAAAUAGAGAAAGCAUCUGUUGACUACAAAAAAACACGUCAUCAGAAAGGUUUUAAUUUCUUGGUUAUAUUUAGUUUAUUGCGUUGUUGUGCUAAGUGAUAAAAUAUGGAUCUACUAGGCGUAUAUCUCAGUUCAGUGUCAUGAAUCACAAUGCUGUUAGGUUCUUUCGUUGUGAAAGUAGAUAUUGCAACUGUCUCAUGAAUGAGUUUACAACAAAA
Molecule: messenger RNA, 712 nt
Organism: Capsella rubella
Lineage: Eukaryota; Viridiplantae; Streptophyta; Magnoliopsida; Brassicales; Brassicaceae
Exons: 1
Coding region: 73-480 (135 amino acids)
Source: RefSeq, a predicted model, not a curated record